AUGGCGUCUACUCAAAGGGCGUUCGCACAAAAAUUAUCGAAGCAACACGCGGCCGAUGUCCGUCGAACGAUAUCAUGCACGAAAUCCGGAUUAAUAUCCCCUUCCUCAUCGGGUUGGAUGAGCGAGGUGGUGGAGCCUCUCGAAUUCGAAGACUUCCUACAGAGCUACCAAAAUUUAAUCGACAGGGAUCCGCUGAGGUCCAUUCUGGAUAUACCCCAGGGGGACGUCGAAGUUGAAAUAAUAGAUCGGCCUAUCAGGACAAUCAGACCCAUUUUACCCGAAGAAAAAAUAGAGGUACUACCGCCUCACGUCCAAACCUGCAUCGAGUGCUACAAAGCUUGUUGGAAAGUUGUUAGAUACAACAACCGGGGGUACAGCAGCAGUGUUUCCAGCAGGUCGAAUUUGUGCAAAGAAUUGCCCCCUACCCCUAAGCAGGAAUUCGAAGUCGAUUUUCAAGUAGCUCCUUCUGAUUGUAACAGCGAAUCAGACUUGGGAUCUCACAGCAGUGGCAGGCAAAGCGUCGUGUCCAUAGCCUCUGUAUCAUCUUGCGGUGACACCCUUACCCCCAGGAAUUCCUGGGCCUCUUUGGAUUUGAGACAUUCAGCCGGCGAUCCUCUUAUCCCGGAAAUACUGGAGCAUUCCAUGCCUGAAGCACUGGACCAACUGAACGAGACCAGAAGACAGAUCGAAAGGCAAGACACCCUGUUUACUCUAGUAGGAGAAGGCCAGAACGAGAACGAUUCAGUGGAAAAAAGACUGCCUGCUAUUGCUCCAUACGAACACAUCGGACAUCGAGUGCUGGUGAAGGGACAACAACUCACUUUGGAUAUUGAAGUUGAGCCCCUCUUCGCCUCGAUGGCCCUCUACGAUUGCAAAGAACGCAAGAAGGUAUCCGAAACGUUUUACUUCGAUUUGAAUCCGGAAGGUUUGAAGCGCAUGUUGGGAGGACACGUGCCCUAUGCAGAUACUAGUUCGUUGGCUAGAGGUUGCAUUUUCAACAUAACCCAUCCCUCGCCCGAUUUGUUCAUCGUAAUUAGGCUAGAAAAGGUGCUACAGGGCGACAUCAGCGAAUGCGUAGAGCCCUAUCUGAAAGAGGACAAGAAUAGAGACAAAUUGAAAUCAAUCGCUGUGUCAGUAUGCGAAAGAUUGGGGAAGUACAGACAAGCCUUUGCUUGGACUGCAAUUAAUUUAGUGAAUGUAAUUAACGGAGGCAAUUCUAUGGAAAGGGAUUUUGAUAGGGAUUCCACGGGGGGUGGAUCGAAUACGAACAGUUUGGAUCGAAAAUCUUCGGCUAGCGGUUUGGAGCAACUGAGACGUCGGGCUACCGAUAUGGGCACUUUAACACGAAGGGGUUCGUUGGAAAGGCAAAACAAGAGGAGAUCCUGGUCUCCUGAUCACUUGGCUAAUAACAUAGACACGUUCAGACCGAUAACGUUGACGAUGUCAUCGUUUUUCAAGCAGGAAAGCGACAAAUUGAAAGACGACGAUUUGUACAAGAGCUUGCAGGAAUUGAAAAGACCAACGUUGGUUUUGAAGAAAUUGAAAUGUAUACCGGCCACGUUAAAAUUGGAAAUAUCGCCUUGUCCACCUGAAAUAAGAAAUUGCCUUACUCCCGAAUUGGUGAAGCUGCGCCCGUUUCCGGACGACAAAUGCAGACCGGUGAAAGAACUGCUCGAGUUUCCCAUCAAGGAGAUCCUCGUGCCGCAUUACAACUACAGGAACCUCCUGUUCGUGUCCCCGAAGGAUCUCAAUUUUUCGAACAGAACGGGCUCCGCCAGAAAUCUCGCCGUGCGGAUACAACUGAUGGCUGGUGAAGAAGAGAAAAACGCCUUGCACAACAUUUUCGGCAAAUCUAGCUGUCCCGAAAUGCUGAGCGAAGCUUACUCGUCCGUUACCUAUCACUGCAAAAACCCAGUAUUCUACGAUGAGAUAAAAAUCAAGCUACCGGCAGCGUUGGCCGAUAACCAUCAUUUGUUGUUCACUUUCUAUCACAUUUCGUGCCAGAAGAAAAUGGAACAGAACACCGUCGAUAGUCCCGUCGGGUACACUUGGUUACCAUUGUUAAGAGACGGGCGGUUAAUAUCGGGCGAAUUUUCAUUGCCCAUUAUGCUGGAACCGCCUCCAAGGAACUACAGUUACAUCCCUCCGGACGUGUAUUUGCCCGGUACUAAAUGGCUGGAUAACCACAAGGGAUUGUUCACUGUUACGUUGGACACGGCCUCAUCGAUACACACGCACGAUCCGGCGAUCGAACGGUUUUUCGCCGCUUACGAUUUUGUUCGUACUGGUAUUAUACCGCAGAGAUUAAGAGUGGUUGGGUCUGAAAACGAAUUUAGAUCUGCUAUAUUGGGAUUAUCUGGUGCCCAACCGGAGACAAUCGUCAGAUACUUGUCAGUAUUGUUCGAUAACAUCAUAGAGCUGCUGGUGCAACCGCCUCGGUUAACCUGCCAAUUAGCAGUCGGAAACAUCUGUUUCGAAGCCAUGUGCUCCCUGCUCGACAACAUAUCCAACGUCCAAGAGCUGCCGGUCGAUCAGCACGGCAGAAACCAACUGCUGGCCACCUACGUGCAGUUCCAGUGCAACAUGCCGCAUCCGCUGUACAACCACGGCUCUGCCGACUACGAAACCUCCUUGCAAAUGGCCCGGAGCUCAUCCAAUCCCGACCUCGAAGUGGCCCACGUGCAGUAUUCGCGAGGCUUGGACCGGGCGGCGAGCAUGCGCGUCCAAACCAACGAUCCCAUGAGCGCCGGCUCGUCGGCCUGCCAACGGAUCGUUCAUCAGGAACUCGCCGUGCACUGGAUGGUGUCGAGCGGACGUUGCAAGGACUUGGCCAUGCAGAACGCUUGGUUCUUGUUCGAGCUCAUCGUUAAAAGUAUGGUGGAGCAUCUGGCCCACACGAGAUCGUUAGACGCCCCGAGGAAAAUCCGAUUCUCCGAACAAUUUCUCGACGACAUCUCCACGCUGGUCCACAACGUCACGUUCGAAAUCAUAUCGCACGCGACCGGCGAAACGCGCAAAGCGCACAAACUGAACGCCGCCCUGGCCUUUUUCUUCUUCGAUUUGCUGUCGAUAGCGGACCGCGGCUGGACGUUCCAGCUGCUCCGGUCGUACAACAAGCAGCUGCAGGCGAAGAUCGCCUCCAUGCAGGACUCGAUCCUGGUCGAAUUGAAGCUGGAAUUCGCGCGGAUCGUCUGUAGCCACGAGCACUACGUGGCGUUGAAUCUGCCGUUCGCGUCGCCGUUCAUGUCGACCGAUACGAACGUGUCGCCGUCGCCGAGCGUGACCAGCUCGACCAGCCAGAAUUCGUUUCUGUCGGGGGCGCCGCCCAGCCAGGAGCGGGCCAGCACCUUCGCCGAGCUGUCGUUCGAGUACAGGCAGCACCAUUUCCUCUCCGGCAUCGUCCUGGCCGAUUUGGCCACCGUUUUGCUCGAAAUGCAUCAGGUGUCGCUCCACAGCAAAGCGGUGGAUACAUUGAAGCAGCUGCUGUCUUGGCACGAUUCGGAUCCUCGGUAUUCUUCCAUCGAGGCGAGACAGCGCGUGGCCGCCCUGUAUUUACCCCUGUUGUCGAUUGCGAUGGACGCGUUGCCGCUUCUGCACCGCUUCAGCGCCGACAAAACGCAAUUCGCCAACGAAGACGCGGCCCCCGGGAACAUCAAUCAAACGGUCGCCAUGGCAAUAGCCGGGAAAUUGCCGCCGAGCACCGUGGAUAAUUUUCACACGCUCCAGAGUAGGAAACUUGGCUUAUCCGGCGACGUCACGCGCAACCUUCUCACCUGCGUCCUUUGGUUGCUCAAAAACAUCGACAGGGACUCGCUGUCGCAAUGGCUGGGCGAAUUGUCCUCCACCCGCUUGGCGACGCUGUUGCACCUUUUGGACGUGUGCACCAGCUGCUUCGAGUACAGGCCGAAGAGGCGAGCGCCCCCGUCGUCGGGGUACGCGCACGCGCAAACCACGCAGGACAUGAGGUCCCGAUUGGAGGACGUCAUUUUGGGACAAGGAUCCGCCAGGGAGAUGAUGCAAAGGAGGAAAGGCGGAGCUGCGCAGACGCAAGAGAAGGUCCGUUGGCGUAAAGAGCAACUCUACCGGCCCGUUUCGGAUUUCGUGGAUCGGCCGAAGGACGAUUAUUUGAGCGACGGGCAUUUGGAGGGUCACUUGGCGACCGAGGCGUCUUUUAUCGUUCUGGAUACGCUGGAAAGGUGCGUCGCGACGAUUUCCCAGUGGGACGCGCAGCAGCAUUUGGUCGGAUUGGCUCUGUCGGUGUUGUUGCACGCUUUGGGGAAGAAUCAGAGUACUACGGUGUUGCCGCAUAUGUUCGCUUCUCAAAGAAGUUUGGUGUUUAAGUUUCACAGCGCUUUAUUUGACGAAGAAAGCUCACAUUGCGCUGAUUUGUGCUUACUGUUACUGAAGCAUUGCGGUUCUCAGAUAGCUUCGGUUCGUUCCCAAGCUGCAGCUUCGCUGUAUUUGCUAAUGAGGCAGACGUUCCAGAUCGGUAAUAAUUUCGCCAGAGUGAAGAUGCAAGUGACCAUGUCCCUCAGCAGUCUGGUGGGCACCUCGGCCUCCUUCAGCGACGACUCCCUGCGUCGCUCGCUAAAAACCAUCCUAGAAUACGGAGAAAGGGACGCCGAACUGCAAGACACCACGUUCCCCGAGCAGGUCAGAGACCUCGUCUUCAACCUGCACAUGAUCCUCUCCGACACCGUCAAAAUGAAGGAGUUCCAAGAGGACCCCGAGAUGCUGCUGGACCUCAUGUACCGGAUCGCCAAGGGCUACCAGAACUCGCCGGACCUGCGGCUCACGUGGCUGGCCAACAUGGCGCAGAAGCACAUGGAGCGCGGCAAUCACACCGAGGCCGGCAUGUGCCUGGUGCACUCGGCGGCUUUGGUGGCCGAAUACCUGGCCAUGUUGGAGUCGCUGCCGCAUUUGCCGGCCGGCGCGGCCGCUUUGGAGCGGGUGAGUCCCAACGUGCUGGAGGAGAGCGCCGUUUCGGACGACGUGCUCAGCCCGGAGAAGGAAGGGGGGUGUCUGGGUUCGCAUUUCACCGAGGCCGGGUUGCUGGGGUUGCUCGAACAGGCCGCGAGUAGCUUCAACGUGGCCGCCAUGUACGAGCCCAUGAACGAUAUCUACAGGGUGUUGAUACCGAUCGCUGAGAAUAACAGGGAUUUUAAGAAGUUGGCUAACAUUCACGGGAAACUUCAUGAGGCUUACACGAGAAUAGAUCAAUUGUCCGGUAAAAGAAUGUUUGGUACGUACUUUAGAGUCGGUUUUUACGGUUCCAAAUUCGGGGAUUUGGAUAGAGAAGAAUUUAUUUACAAAGAACCGACUCUUACGAAAUUGCCGGAAAUUUUUAGCAGAUUAGAGAACUUUUAUACCGAAAGAUUUGGCGCUGAAAACGUUAUAAUAAUAAAAGAUUCCAAUAUAGUCGAUGUAAAGUCGCUGGAUUGCGAAAAAGCUUACAUUCAAAUAACUUAUGUAGAGCCAUAUUUUGAGCAAUACGAACUUCGCUACCGACAAACCCACUUCGAUAAGAAUUUCAAUAUCAAGAGAUUCGUGUACGCAACACCUUUCACAAUGACGGGUAAAGCCCACGGAGAAUUGAAGGAACAGUACAAAAGGAAAACCAUACUUACUACAGCCGUGCAUUUUCCUUACGUAAAGACUAGAAUUCAAGUUGUGGCUAGAACUCAAAUAACCCUUACGCCUAUUGAGGUGGCAAUUGAAGAUAUCCAAAAGAAAACGUUGGAAUUGGCCACUGCAACUAAUCAAGAACCACCGGAUCCAAAAAUAUUGCAGAUGGUGCUCCAAGGUUGCAUCGGCACCACGGUGAAUCAGGGUCCUUUAGAAAUGGCCUCGACGUUUCUGCCAACGGACAGUAAAGCGCUUACCAGACAUCAGAAUAAAUUGCGACUGUGCUUUAAGGAUUUCUCCAAGAAGUGUCACGAUGCUUUGAAGAAAAAUAAGAACUUGAUAGGACCAGACCAAAGAGAUUACCAAAGAGAGUUAGAUAGAAACUACAAAAGGUUUAUCGACAAAUUGCAACCGUUGGUUAAUUCGCAAUCUAUUACCAUUAUUAACUCGAGCCCACAUAAAUAUUCACAUGGUGAAAAUUCUCCAUUAAGAUGGUAA
Phyllotreta striolata is the source of this 6123-nucleotide messenger RNA. NCBI's taxonomy places the organism in Eukaryota, Metazoa, Arthropoda, Insecta, Coleoptera, Chrysomelidae. The record is from the annotation of a GenBank genome assembly.